Messenger RNA from Microdochium trichocladiopsis, 1618 nucleotides. RefSeq names its product cytochrome P450. The record is from RefSeq and is a predicted model, not a curated record. The coding region runs from base 78 to 1610 and encodes 510 amino acids. NCBI's taxonomy places the organism in Eukaryota, Fungi, Ascomycota, Sordariomycetes, Xylariales, Microdochiaceae. The transcript has 9 exons. Gene Ontology annotation, molecular function: iron ion binding; oxidoreductase activity, acting on paired donors, with incorporation or reduction of molecular oxygen; heme binding.
CGGCAGUCGGCAGGUUGCGAUUGUUGUUCUCACAACGUUCUCAAGCCACUGUCAUACGCAACCAACAAGUUGCGUGAAUGUCAACAACCAGCAUGCUACCCCUGUUGGCCGACGUCUCUCCCACCAAGGCGGUGAUAGCUGCCUUUGCUGGCUGGCUGCUGUGGCUCGACUACAAGCGUGCCAGUAUCUCGCCCAAAGUGGAGCCUGUUGGUGCGACCUCUCUCCCUAUCCCCAUCAUUGGGUCGUGGAUCGCUGCCAUCCGCUUCCUCCGCGACCCCGUCAAGGCUGUUAGAGAAGGCACCAGGAAGACCAAGAAUGGCAUGUUCAAGAUCACGACCCACCAGGGCGAGUACGUCCUCGUGACCGACCGGGCCAAGGUCUCGGAAUACCUCCGGGCUCCAGAUGACGUCUUGAGCAUGCAAGAUGGUGCCAACGACCAACAACAAAUUCCCUUCACCAUGGGCUAUGGGGUUGGCCACCGGACGUACCACACGAGUGUCGUCAAGGGGCCUGUCACCAAGAAGAUUAACGAGAAGACGCCGGACAUGAUUGACGAGGCAAGUCUGGCCCUCGAUGAGCUCUUCGGGGCUCCGGAAGAGUACACCCCAUUCCCUCUCUACGACCACAUGGCAAUGGUGGUAGCGCGGAUCGCCAACCGAAUCUACGUGGGGACCCGGUUUUGCCGUAACGAGAGAUAUCUGCGCGCGGCUAUCGACUACGCUCAGUACGUCGUCAUCUCGGCCGAACUGAUACGUGUGUUGCCGGAUUGGCUCAAGAGAAUCGUCGUGCCUUAUAUGCCGUGCACAACGUACCGUAAGAUGGCAGAGGUGUAUCUGGCAGACUUCAUUCGGGAACGACUGGAGGAGCGCGGAGAUGAGAGCGACGACAAGCCCGACGACCUGCUGCAAUGGUUGGUUGACGCUGCCCCCCCGAUCGAGAAGACAGUGCCCCAGCUGUCGGAGAGACUCAUGGCCCUCAACGUGGGCUCAAUUCACACCAGAGUCAUGACUUUCACUGGCGCGCCGUACAUCCUGGCCGAGAAUUCAGAGAAGUACACCGCCAUGCUGCGAGAGGAGGUCGAGGCGAGCCUGGUGGACGGCAGAAUCGCUGUCGAGUCGCUCAACAAGCUGCCCAAGAUGGACAGCUUCCUCAGGGAAUCCGCGCGGUGUAGCAAUCUCGGAAUGCUGAACUCCCCGACUGUGGCCAUGCAGCGAAACGCACGACAGCAGUUCACAUUCUCCGACGGCACCGUCAUCCCCAAGGGUGCCAAGGUCGGCUCGCCGACGCUCAUCACACAUUACGACCCAGAGGUGUACGCGAAUCCAGAAGUCUUUGACCCGUUGCGCUGGUACAACGAGGCCCGCGAACACGGUACCGCGCAGAAGACAAUCCUGACUACGGGGCCCAACUUCAACGUCUUUGGUGCCGGCCGUCACCCGUGCCCCGGCAGGUUCCUCGCGACGCACGAGAUGAAGAUAAUCCUUUCCAUGCUUCUGCUGCGCUACGACUUCAAAUUCGCCGACGGCGUCAAGGCCAAGCCGCUCUACAUUGCCACCAUGUCGCUUCCGGACACCAUGGUCAACGUCCUAUUUCGGCGCCGCCAGGUAUGAGUCAGGUG